AUGGAGGAGGAAUCUCUCAUUGACUUUCUUCUACGAGAUGAAGUUGUAGCUAUGGAGGAGGAAUGGAGAUUCAGACCUUUACUACGAUCGACUGAAUCCAAACAGAUAAGAAGCAAGAAAAAGCCCGGCCGACGAAUUAAAAAGACACGUUCGCCAAUAGUACAAAACGAAAUUGAAGAUACGGCAAAUGAACUCGUAGAUCUCAUACUUAAAGAGCCGGGAUUUUCAAGAUUUCAGCCAAUAGAUAGUAAUCGACAGCGGUUUGAAUCCCAAUUAAGGAUACCUGACACAAAUUCUAACACUACAGAACACAAGAGAGCCUCCCGGCCUAAGAGGAAGGAUCAGAGAAAUAAGAACGAUAGAGCUGGCACUAAAAAUUUGAAUAACGGACUGCAAGAGAGUGACCAAGAUAUUUUUGAGUUUAAGUUCGAACUUCUAUCCAUAGAAAAUGAUUAUGAUUCGAAAAGGACGGGAACGAAACGUGAGAAUCACAGGAAAAGCAAAAGAGAUUCAAGCAAAUUCUUCAUCAAAUCUGAGAGGGUAUUAGAGGGUCAACUAAUCAUGGAAUCUCUCGAAAAUCGUGAUGCAAAUAAUAAUAGUGUUGUAAAAGAGCUUGUGGAUGGAUCAUCUCGGAAGUCUAGGCGCAACCAUAGGACGAAGCAAAAUCAAGCGUGCGAUUCACCCUUAAAACUUAAUAGAAGAAAGCGUGAUCGCCAAAGAAAAUCAAAUCUAAAAAAUGGAGACAUAGCAAAUGUUAAAGCUGAGAUCAAGAUGGAAGAAAAUGAUUCAAAACAAAACUUGUCAACUGGUAGGAGUAAAUCUAAAAAGACUAGGGAGAGUAAAUCUAAAAAGAUUAGAGAGAAAAAAAAAACAUAUCUUCUGAAGCUGAAGCUGAACCUAGAGAAUCGAAUUACCAACUAG
Lachancea fermentati is the source of this 921-nucleotide messenger RNA. Lineage: Eukaryota; Fungi; Ascomycota; Saccharomycetes; Saccharomycetales; Saccharomycetaceae. The record is from the annotation of a GenBank genome assembly.